ACAGCAGACGAGCGGCGGAGCCAGGAUUAGAACCCAGGUCCUUCUGUCUCCCAGGCCCAUGCUCUAUCGACGAGAUUUAACUGCCACUAGGUCAGGUUUCAACGGCAGAGAAAUGUUUUCCUGCCAACUACCAAAACUGUUGUCCUGGCUCUGGUACAAUUUUCACUUUCUAAUGAAGGAAACUGAAACUCAGGGCUCAGAGAGGCGGUCCCCAGGAUUCCAACCUCAGCUCGUGAGCUCAGUGACGCUAUUUAACUGAGCAGAGUCAGAGUGUCGGCUCCAAAUCCUGCCCCUCGUUCACUCCACUCCACUCCACCCAUCCGUGAUGUGGCUGCUGGUGCCCGUCGUGUUGGCCGGGAAGCUGCUGCUCCAGGCUUUCCGAGAUCACCUGGAGGGUUUGUGGAAGAGCAUCCGCUGGCUUUCCCGCUGGUUUAGAGCAGUGUCGAUUGUGGAGGGUAGCCUCCGGAGCCGUCCCCAGGAAGAAGAGGAAAAGAGGGAGAGGGAAGAGGAAAAGAAGGUGGAAGAGGGUGUUCCAGCAGGGCCCACCAUUCCCAUCAGCGUCAACUACCACUUCACUCGCCAGUGCAACUAUAAAUGUGGCUUCUGCUUCCACACCGCCAAGACGUCUUUCGUGCUACCGCUGGAGGAAGCCAAAAGGGGACUCAGGAUGCUGAAGGAGGCAGGAAUGGAGAAAAUUAACUUUUCGGGAGGAGAGCCAUUCCUACAAAACAGAGGAGAAUUCCUGGGAAAGAUGGUCAAAUUCUGCAAAGAGGAGCUGAGAUUAUCCAGUGUCAGCGUCGUGAGCAAUGGGAGUCUGAUCAGAGAAAACUGGUUCAAGUGCUAUGGUGAGCACCUAGAUAUCCUAGCUAUUUCUUGUGAUAGUUUUGAUGAGCAGGUCAACGUGCUAAUUGGUCGGGGACAAGGGAAAAAGAGCCACGUUGAAAAUCUGCAGAAGCUGAGGAACUGGUGUCAGCAUUACGGUGUGGCGUUCAAAAUAAAUUCCGUCAUAAACAGAUUUAAUUUUGAAGAGGACAUGAAUGAACAGAUUAAAGUAUUAAACCCUGUGCGCUGGAAGGUGUUCCAGUGUCUAAUAAUUGAUGGUGAGAAUUCAGGUGAAGAUGCUCUGAGGGAAGCAGAAAAGUUCAUAAUCAGUGAUGAAGAUUUUGAACAAUUUUUGGAACGCCAUAAGGAAAUAGCAUGUUUGGUGCCCGAGUCCAAUCAGAAGAUGAAGGAUUCUUACCUCAUUCUGGAUGAAUAUAUGCGUUUUCUGAACUGUAGAAAUGGACGGAAAGAACCUUCCCGAUCGAUCCUGGAUGUAGGGGUACAAGAAGCCAUUAAAUUCAGUGGAUUUGACGAGAAGAUGUUUUUAAAGCGAGGAGGAAAAUAUGUGUGGAGUAAGGCAGAGCUGAAUCUACAGUGGUGAAACUGCAUGAUUCCAUGAUGACGUGUGGUUCUUGGGGAAAGUGAAUUCUAGUCUCCUCAGGAGUUCUAGGGUGACUAACUCUAGUCAUCUGAUUUUUUCAUUACCUGGUCAACCCUAGAAAUUCCAGGAAAAUGAGGGACUCGGUGCCUUGGGCAAUCCAAUAUCCUCAUUUUUUAAUUGGACUUUCAUUCCGUUUUGCAAGAAAACUGUGACGAAUGGAA
This is a messenger RNA of Ornithorhynchus anatinus (platypus), 1644 nucleotides long. RefSeq names its product radical S-adenosyl methionine domain containing 2 (gene RSAD2). The record is from RefSeq and is a predicted model, not a curated record. Gene Ontology annotation, cellular component: mitochondrion; endoplasmic reticulum membrane; endoplasmic reticulum. Gene Ontology annotation, biological process: positive regulation of immune response; defense response to virus. Bases 326 to 1423 code for a protein of 365 amino acids. Lineage: Eukaryota; Metazoa; Chordata; Mammalia; Monotremata; Ornithorhynchidae. The transcript is spliced from 6 exons. Gene Ontology annotation, molecular function: 4 iron, 4 sulfur cluster binding; catalytic activity.